AAAUCAAGCGGCGGAUCCCUCCGCCGGCGGGCGGCGCGGCGUGGCCUUCCGCGCGGGGGAAGAGUCCCGCAGUCGGAGGCGGCCGGCGGGGCGUGCGCUCGCUCGGCGCGGCCAGGGCGCCCGGCGCACCAUGGGGGCCCCGCUGGCCGCGGCGCUCGGCGCCCUGCACUACCUGCCACUUUUCCUGCAACUCGGCGGCGCCGCGCGGCCCGCCGGCCACGCGCCCUGGGACGGCCACGGCUCCGGACACGCCCUGUUCACAGAGACGCCCCACGACGUGACGGCGCGCGCGGGCGAGGACGUGGAGAUGGCCUGCUCCUUCCGCGGCAGCGGCUCCCCGGCCUACUCGCUGGAGAUCCAGUGGUGGUACGAGCGCGGCCGCCGGGACUGGACGGACAAGCAGGCGUGGGCCGCCAACCAGCUAAAAGCAUCUCCGCAGGAGGACGCAGGGAAGGAUGCCACCAAGAUAAGCGUGGUCAAGGUGGUGGGCAGCAACAUCUCGCACAAGCUGCGCCUGUCGCGGGUGAAGCCCACGGACGAGGGCACGUACGAGUGCCGCGUCAUCGACUUCAGCGACGGCAAGGCCCGGCACCACAAGGUCAAGGCGUACCUGCGGGUGCAGCCCGGCGAGAACUCGGUCCUGCACCUGCCCGACGUGCCGCCCGCCGCGCCCGCGCCGCCGCCGCCCAAGCCGGGCCGGGAGCUGCGGAAGCGCUCGGCCGACGAGGAGGCCUGCAGCCUCUAGGCCCGGGACCCCGGCGCCGCAUGCGAGCCCCGCACGCCCGCCCCCCGCAACGCGCCGCGGCCGCGGGCUGGACAAGGCGGCGCUGGGCACCCAGGGGACCGAAGGCCAGGGAGGGGGGCGCCGCGCGGGGCGGGCCGCCCCCUCUCCAGCUUCCCUGGAGCCCAGUGUUUGCAUUGCUUGCUUGUCCCCUCUCUCCCCUGACAUCCGGUCCCAAGCCAGGGCCACCCCUCCACCCAACCCCCGCCGUGCUCUGACUCCUCCCGACCCACUCCCACCCGCCCUGGACCCCAGGGUGCGGGCAGGGCCCUCCGCCUGCCUUUGGACUUGGUUCUGAGCAGACCUGGACAGCGGCUGGUGGGCCGCAGAGUCCCCCCACCCCCGCCCCC
Messenger RNA from Sorex araneus (European shrew), 1131 nucleotides. RefSeq names its product V-set and transmembrane domain containing 2 like (gene VSTM2L). The coding region runs from base 131 to 745 and encodes 204 amino acids. NCBI's taxonomy places the organism in Eukaryota, Metazoa, Chordata, Mammalia, Eulipotyphla, Soricidae. The transcript has 4 exons. The record is from RefSeq and is a predicted model, not a curated record.